AUGAAAGCCAAAGUGAGUACAAAGUUUAACUUGAUUGUUAGUGUGACUCAAUGUAGAAAUGCUAGGAGAUAUGCUUUGGAUGAGAUAGAGGGUAGCUUGAUAGAACAUUAUGGUAAAGUAUGGAGUUAUGGUGAAGAAAUAAUGAGGACAAAUCCUGGUUCAACAGUAAAGAUAGAUGUGGAUGUCAUGCCUGAUUCCACCACUUACUUUUCUAAAAUGUAUGUUUGUUUUAAGGGUGUGAAGGAUGGUUGGAUUGCAGCAUGUAGGAGGGUAAUAGGGGUAGAUGGUUGUUUUUUAAAGGGUAUAUGUGGAGGCCAACUGUUAGCAGCUAUGGGUAGGGAUGCAAACAACCACAUCUUCCUUAUUGCAUGGGCUGUGGUGGCAGUAGAAAAUAAGGAAACAUGGAAGUGGUUUCUUGACCUCCUACUAGAUGAUAUUGAAAUGGGAAUUGGUCAUGGAUUGACCCUCAUAUCAGACCAACACAAGGGAUUGGUAGAGGUUGUCAAAGAAAGAGUUCCAGCAGCAAAGCAUAGACAAUGUGCUAGGCACAUCUAUGCUAACUUCAAGAAAAGAUUAAAAGGUGAACAAUAUAGGAAGUUGUUUUGGGCAACUACUGCAAGUACUACUCAACCUAAAUUUGAGGCAGAAAUGAAUUACAUAAAAACAAUUGACCCUUUAGCUUAUGAACACCUCAUGGAAAGGGACCCUAAAAGUUGGUGCAGGGCAUUCUUUGAAGUGGAUAGGGCUUGUGAUGCUUAUGAGAAUGGCAUAUCAGAAAGUUUCAACUCUGUUAUUGAUCUUGCUAGGAAGAGACCACUCCUCACCAUGUUGGAAGAGAUUCGGAUUUAUGCAAUGGAGAGGAUGUAUAGAAUGUUGCUAGAGGGACAAAGUUGGGGUAAUUUAAAAAUAUGCCCAUUUAUAAGAUUAAAGAUAUCAAAGUUAAAGAAACAGCAAAGAUUUUGGGGAGUUAUACCUUCUGGGGUACAAAAAUAUGAGGUUAGGAUUGGAAACGAUGGAUAUGCUGUGGACCUUAACAACAACACAUGUGGAUGUAGAUCUUGGCAAGUAUCAGGUAUCCCAUGUGUGCAUGCAGUGGCAGCCAUUUCAUACCUCAACAGGAAUGCAGAGGAUUAUGUUGCACCAUGGUUCCAUACAACCAUGUUCUUGACUUGUUACAACCAUACCAUUAACCCACUUAAUGGUAGUUCCAUGUGGCCUGAGGUUCCCUACAUGAAGCUAUUGCCUCCUCAAAAAAGAAGGUUACCAGGAAGGCCAACCCUUAAAAGGAAAAAGGAUCAAUCUGAGAUGGAAAGCAAGGGGAAAAGAAGGCAUACUAUCUCAAAAGCAGGUUCAGUUAAUAGAUGCACUAUUUGUAGAGAAAGGGGCCAUAAUAGAUCAACAUGUCCUACUAGACCAGCAGAUGUAGCAUCCACUUCAAGGCCAAAAAACAAGAAACCUAAAAAAUGUAAAAAAGAGAAAGGUAAAGUGGAACCAGUUCAAGUGUAUCCAGUUCAAGCAGAUCCAGUGGAUCCAGUUCAAGUACCAGCUCCAAAUGUUGAACCAAUUCAAGCAGAUCCAGUGGAUCCAGUUCAAGUACCACAUGUUGAACCAGUUGAUGAUCCAGCUCCACAUGUUGAACCAGUUUAA
This is a messenger RNA of Lactuca saligna, 1647 nucleotides long. Lineage: Eukaryota; Viridiplantae; Streptophyta; Magnoliopsida; Asterales; Asteraceae. The record is from the annotation of a GenBank genome assembly.